AUGCGGCCCCUCUUGCAGGUCCUGAUGGGGCUGCUGCUGGCGGCUGCUGCCCAGGGGAGGGCGAUGGAGCCAGAGCUAUUUGAGAGACCAUUGCUGGAGUCAGAAGAGGAACAUCUCCUGCUGGAUCCAGGCAACACUUUGAAGCUCUACUGUGAUGCCAACCAGAGCGGUGCCAACGUGGUCUGGUACAAGGAGUCCCGUCCACUUGUCCUGGGAAAUCGCAUCCGCCUGCGGCAGAGCCUACUGGAGAUCUCAGAGGUUGCCUACGAGGACUCGGGGCUCUACAUCUGCCGGGCGCAAGGGACUGGGGAGAUCCUGCGCAACUUCACCAUCUCCAUUGUGGACUCACUGGCAUCAGGUGAUGAUGAUGAAGACAGUGAUGGGGACGGUCCCCACAGAGACCGAAAUGAAGAUCCCAUCUACAUGCACAGAGCUCCGUAUUGGACUCACCCACACCGGAUGGACAAGAAGCUGUAUGCAGUACCCGCAGGAAACACAGUGAAGUUUCGCUGCCCAGCCUCAGGCAGCCCCAGCCCCAGCAUCCGCUGGUUCAAGAAUGGGCGAGAGUUCCGGGGGGAGCACCGCAUUGGGGGCAUCCGGCUCCGGCACCAGCACUGGAGCCUGGUGAUGGAGAGUGUGGUGCCCUCUGACCGUGGAAACUACACCUGCCUGGUGGAGAACAGGUUUGGCAGCAUCCACUACAGCUACCUCCUGGAUGUGCUGGAGAGGUCCCCGCACAGGCCCAUCUUGCAGGCUGGGCUGCCUGCCAACACCACAGCCCUGGUGGGCAGUGAUGUGGAGUUCUUCUGCAAGGUCUACAGUGAUGCCCAGCCCCAUAUCCAGUGGCUGAAACACAUCGAAGUGAAUGGCAGCAGCUAUGGUCCUGAUGGGGUCCCCUAUGUACAAGUGCUCAAGACUGCAGACAUCAACAGCUCUGAGGUGGAGGUGCUGUACCUACGCAAUGUCUCCAUGGAGGAUGCUGGCGAGUACACCUGCCUGGCCGGGAACUCCAUUGGCCUCUCCUACCAGUCUGCCUGGCUCACUGUCCUGCCAGAAGAAGAGCUGGUGCGGGAAGCUGAAGCCCCUGAGGCCAAGUACACUGACAUCAUCAUCUACACCUCGGGCUCGCUGGCUGUGGCCAUGGCCAUCAUCAUCGUAGUGCUGUGCCGGAUGCAGACUCAGUCAAGCAAGCAGCCCCUGGAGCCCAUGGCAGUCCACAAGCUCUCCAAAUUCCCACUCAUCCGACAGUUCUCCCUGGAUUCCAGCUCCUCUGGGAAGUCCAGCACAUCCCUGAUGCGUGUCACCCGUCUCUCCUCCAGCUGCGCUCCAAUGCUGGCUGGGGUCAUGGAGCUGGACCUGCCCCUCGAUGCCAAGUGGGAGUUCCCUCGAGACAAGCUGGUGCUGGGCAAGCCCUUGGGAGAAGGCUGCUUUGGCCAGGUGGUACGGGCAGAGGCUUAUGGCAUCGACCGAGACCGGCCAGACAGAGCCAUCACCGUGGCUGUCAAAAUGCUGAAAGACAGUGCCACUGACAAGGAUCUGGCUGACCUCAUAUCUGAGAUGGAGAUGAUGAAGCUCAUGGACAAGCACAAAAACAUCAUCAACCUUCUGGGAGUCUGCACGCAGGAUGGGCCGCUGUAUGUGAUUGUGGAGUUUGCUGCUAAAGGCAACUUGCGUGAAUACCUCCGUGCCCGCCGCCCCCCAACACCUGACUACGCUUUCGACGUCACAGUGAUGCCUGGGGAGCAGCUCUCCUUCAAGGACCUGGUCUCCUGUGUCUAUCAGGUGGCCCGUGGCAUGGAGUACCUGGAGUCAAAACGGUGCAUCCACCGUGACCUGGCUGCCCGCAAUGUGCUGGUCACAGCAGAGAGUGUGAUGAAGAUUGCUGAUUUUGGCUUGGCCAGGGAUGUCCAUGACAUUGACUACUACAAGAAAACCAGUAAUGGUCGCCUGCCAGUGAAGUGGAUGGCACCUGAGGCCCUGUUUGAUCGUGUCUACACCCACCAGAGUGAUGUGUGGUCCUUUGGGAUCCUCAUGUGGGAGAUCUUCACACUGGGGGGCUCCCCCUACCCUGGCAUCCCUGUUGAGGAACUCUUCAAGCUGCUCAAGGAGGGCCACCGCAUGGACCGACCAUCUAACUGCACCCAUGAGCUGUACAUGCUGAUGCGGGAGUGCUGGCAUGCUGUACCUUCACAGCGUCCCACCUUCAAGCAGCUCGUGGAGGGACUAGACAAGAUCCUGGCAGCUGUUUCAGAGGAGUAUCUGGACCUCUCCAUGCCCUUCGAGCAGUACUCGCCCUCCUGUGAGGACACUGCCAGCUCCUGCUCCUCUGACGACUCUGUCUUCACCCACGACCCACUGCCCCUGACUCCCUGCCUCUUCUACCCCAGUGUGAGGACUUAAGGGGAGACAGGGAAGGGUGAUGCCAAGGCCACCUCUAGCCUUAAAGGGAGUGGGUCUGGGUGCCUACAGGUUCCUUGCUUUGCCUGAUGUGAGUGGUGGGUGGGCAGGGCCCUGAGCCAAGCCACAGCAGCAGGGCAGGGUGUCUCUGGGCUCUCUUUUGUCUCUGAACCUUCAGUCCUGGCUGAGACCUGCCUGGCAUUGUAGGACAGUGGCAGCCAGAGCACCUCUAAGGCAGGCACUGCCUGGGAUGCCCAUGGCAUCACUCAGGGACCCAGGCUUUGGCCAGCACUUCAGUGGAAGUAUCUCUGGGUGGGAGCACUGCUGCCUGUGGGUUUCUGCUGCAUCUGUACAUAGCCAUAGAGAUGAAUAUUUAUGUACAUGAAA
Indicator indicator is the source of this 2784-nucleotide messenger RNA. RefSeq names its product fibroblast growth factor receptor 4 (gene FGFR4). The record is from RefSeq and is a predicted model, not a curated record. Gene Ontology annotation, cellular component: signaling receptor complex; membrane. NCBI's taxonomy places the organism in Eukaryota, Metazoa, Chordata, Aves, Piciformes, Indicatoridae. The transcript is spliced from 17 exons. The coding region runs from base 1 to 2400 and encodes 799 amino acids. Gene Ontology annotation, molecular function: fibroblast growth factor binding; fibroblast growth factor receptor activity; ATP binding. Gene Ontology annotation, biological process: protein phosphorylation; regulation of bile acid biosynthetic process; positive regulation of ERK1 and ERK2 cascade.